CGCAACAACCAGGAGUGGGAUUUGGUGCAGCCCAAUUCCCGCCUCCCGUCUCGUACCAAUACAUAUUAGAAGAACUUCAUUUAACCCUAAUUAGCGGCAAUACCCUCCUCUCAGCCCUGCUUGGCGAUACAACCGUCCCGGUAACACAGAGUCAUGGAGUACACUCGAGGGAUAGCAAUGGCCGCCCUUGUCGCGAUGGUGUCCUUCCUUGUGGUAUCCCAUGUAAACUGCGGCCCCUUAGACAGAGCCAAGUCUCAUUCAAUCCAAAAAAGGACCAUCCUCCAAAUGUGCGGCCUGAUCACGCUCCACACCAAUCGGAGCUGCCUUGAGUACAAUGGAUACGGGUGUUUCUGUGGCCUCGGGAACCAAGGGAGGAAACCGUUAGACGAUGUGGAUACAUGCUGCCGGAAGCACGACAACUGCUACGGGGAGGUGUCCUGUUUCUGGUUUUACCCCCAGUGGGUGGGAUACGGAGUACAAUGUGACGGAUCAAACUGCCGCUGUACAGAUUCGCCAGUUCACAAUGCUUGCGCCUACACGACCUGUCGGUGUGAUCUGCGGCUGGCCGAGUGUCUGGGCGAGGCGGACUUCCACGGCUACUAUCAACGCUACAACCGCCAGCUAUGCAACCAUCGAGUAGAAAACGACCCCGACGAUUGAUUCUUUCGACAGUAGUCGGCAGGUUUCGGUAUAUUUCGGUUCUGCCGAGAACAGCCGACUCUUACCGACACACUUUGAAAUGGCAAUAUUAUUUAAACCGGUAAUGCAACAAUAAUGCAAUUUGUGAGAAUAAGAUUUUUAUCAUCUUAAUUAUACAUUGUAUUUUACAAGUUUUUGAAUGCAGUAAGUUGUUACUGUUGGUUAUUAUUAUUAUUAUUAUUAUCAAUUAUUAACAUUCAGUGUUCGAGAUUUGGUUUCUUCAAUGUUGUGUGAUCUGCAAAACGAUAAAUCGUCUCAAAUAAUUUAACAGAAUAUCUAAUUUUUAAUUUAGUCGUCACUUUUUCAUGUUUAUUUUAUUUUUGAUUUAUUUCAUCUGGUUUUGUGUCUACUUCUUACGGGGGGGGGGGGGGGGGGG
Messenger RNA from Haliotis rufescens (red abalone), 1075 nucleotides. RefSeq names its product acidic phospholipase A2-like. Gene Ontology annotation, biological process: phospholipid metabolic process; lipid catabolic process; arachidonate secretion. Lineage: Eukaryota; Metazoa; Mollusca; Gastropoda; Lepetellida; Haliotidae. Gene Ontology annotation, molecular function: A2-type glycerophospholipase activity; calcium ion binding. The record is from RefSeq and is a predicted model, not a curated record. The transcript is spliced from 5 exons. Bases 154 to 660 code for a protein of 168 amino acids.